AAUUUGUUUGGUGGAUGCAAUUUUGUCUUCGUCUUGAAGGGAACGUGUUGUUUGCGGAUAUUUACGUGUGGUGGUUGAGAUUUGUGACAGAGGACAAUUAACAAAGCGUUUUAAAAUCCGAUAUUAUUUUACCGUUUUGUAAUGAACGAUUGAUUGUGUUUAAGGCCCGUGGGCGUGUAUCCCCAUGAAGCUAAAGCGUACUCCACAGCUCCAUUUGUAGUCGGCUACACUUCUUCAGUGCUGAAUGCUGCAAACACAAACCCAGCACCAGCUUGUUUGGCAUGAAUGCAAAUAGCGGGUUUCAGCUGAGCGGAGAUUAGGCGACGUUUUGAAAACAGCUUUGACAGGGCAUAAGGGAAAUGAAACAGCGCCUGGACAUAAGCCUGUCGGCGUCGUUCUUUAAAGACGAGCUGGCCUCCACUAUCGAGCACGCCGUGAAGGGCGCCGUGGAGAUCGUGGUCUUGGAGAUCACCAAAUUGGUCGGUGGAAAGUUCGCCGACUUUCGCAUCCAGCUGGCAGAAAAGGAGCAGGAGAACGAAAACCUGAGACUGCGACUGGAGAUCUCCGAGAACGAACUGAAGGCUGCACGGCAGCACAAGGAGAGGUCGGCACCUGGGAACCACAAUUCGAGGUGUAGCAACAGCAGAGAUGGGGCCCUUCCUUUACAGCCUUUUUCAGAGCAAAACCCCAAACUGAGUCCUGCCGAAACAACAGUGUCUGUUUUCAGUGACGAGGUAGACGCGGACUCAGCCGGAGUGGACGAGACCAUCUGCCUGGAUUCACCGGUGUCCAGUCCUUCAGGUUUUGGUAGAUCCACGGAAAAAGAAAUCCAGGAGGGGAAAGUGAGUGACUUUGAGGAUCUUACGGAUUCCAACCAGGAGCUGGACAUUAGAGUGCAGGACUCUGAGCAGAUAGUAGCAGCAUGCAUCGAUGAAUGGGGCAGAGCCAUUAAAGGUACUGGAGGAGGAGGCAGAUCCCCCACACAACAGACACUUAAUUUGUCAUCAUUGUGCAUUCCAGGAGAUGUUUCUGAUCAUCACUGUCAGCGGAAUUUAAAUCAAAUUACUGAGCUAAGCACUUAUGACGAUGAACUGAAUUCCAAUCAAAGUAAAGAAACUGAAUGUAAUCGCAUUAAAAAAGAAUUUUUGAAUCCAGAAUCCAUUCCCUCUGACACAAAGCCACAGAAACUAGAGUCAAUGUGCAUUAAAGAGGAGGCAAGUGACCUUGAAACUGUCCACAUUAAAAAAGAACUCUUGGAUCUAGAGCCGCCUUUCACAGGAAUGAGCUCAGCAAUCCAAAAUGGAAAUUCAACUAUUACGUGCCUGCGGUCACCUAGCAUGGAAAGUACAUAUCAUCACAUUAGAGAGAGAACCGAGGAAGAUCCAUCAAGUGCAUUAAUGAUAGACAACAUGAUUCCAUCAACCAGCAGUGGAACAUUGACCUGUGAAGAGAAGGACAUCCAGAAUACCACAUCUUUUUACAAUGCCUCUUCCAGAAUUGAACGACGUAGGAAGGUGUGUCUGAAGAAUGGUCAGGAGCAUUUUGUGAGGAAAUUGAAAACUCGGUCAGCAGAUAUCAACAGCCCAUUCCAAUCCGCCAUGAAAGUGCCGCUUUCCUUUAUGACCUCAUCAAAUGCACAUGUACCAUACGUUAACAGUUCGGAAGUACCUGCAAGUCUGAAUGACUUACAGCUAAAUGCAGAUAUUGGAAGAGAUUUUCAUCUUCUUUCCACAGGGAAACCCAACCAACGAAUGCAUUCAGAUGAAAAACUUUACUGUUGUCUAGAAUGUGGAAAAACUUUUUCCCACUCUGGAACUUUUAAACAACACCAGCGUAUUCAUACUGGCGAAAAACCAUUUCGGUGCUCUGAUUGUGGGAAAUACUUCCGUCACUCAGGGACUUGCAAACGACACCAGCGAAUUCACACAGGAGAAACUCCUUACAGCUGCACCACCUGUGGGAAAAUGUUCCGUGAUUCUGGAACGUAUAAAAGACACCUGCGGAUCCAUACAGGAGAAAUGCCUUAUUUCUGCAUGGAGUGUGGAACAGGAUUUAGGAGCCCUGGAGCUUUGGCUGUACAUCAGAGGACUCACAGUGGGGAAAAUGUUAUGUUUCAGACUGUGGCAAACUCUUACUAAAAUAAAACCACUGCAGCUUUAAGCGCUACCACAAAUACAGGGCAGUAGUUAAGAAACUGAAAGCCUGUAGUUUGUAAAAAGAACUUGUGUUGAUUUGGUUUUGAUAUUUGUUUUGUGUUUUCAAUGUAGGUGUGUUAUUAUGUUUUUUCACAUGUACACUGAUGUGAAUAGGAGUUUUAAAUUAAUUUUAAUAAUUUUAAUGUGGUCUGACACUUUGGCUGUGAUCAUUUAUUUCAUAUAAUUUAACCGGCUUUAUUGCAUAUUCAGUGUAAAGGCUAUGUACUUAGAUGGCUUGAACAAAGAAGUUAUUUACAGUAUGUUUACUAGAUAACUUGGUGAAUGCCUCUUUGAGUGCUAAACCUUGUUGUAACCUGGAGGCACUGGUUUAUUACAGGUGGAGCUCCAUUCACUAGAUGUUUCCUAAAUAAACGUGUAAACGUAUAUAAUUAUGUGCAGACUUACAAAUUAUUUGAAACAAGUCUAUUAUAAUUUCAGAGGGCGUUCUUAAUUUAUUGAGUUGAAUUAAUUAGUAUAUGACAUGGUCUUCAGAAGUAGGUCUUAAAAUGCUUUUUUGAGUUUGGUUACGUUCAUAAACACAUUUCUCUUUUGAUCAUUUCCCAUUACUUUAUAACACAACUGUUUGAGUAACAGAAAAGAGCUGUGCAAAAAAAAAAAAAUAAUAAUGUUCUGUCUCUAAUGCCAUUUACAUUUUGCUACUGUCUUUUAUUCCAGUACAAGAUUCAAACCUCAAACCUGAGCCUAUUUCGGCAGUGCUGCGUACAAGGCUGGAGCCAACAGUGGAUUGGACCGCCACUUCUUUGCAUGUAAUACAUUAGUGGUUAUUCAUAGCAAGUUAAUUUACAGUUUAUAGUUUAGCAAUCAUGGUCAUACUUGGGACCUGGCAGCAGCUAGGAGUAUCGGUAGAAGACAUAUGCAGACACUAAGAGAAUAUACUGUACAAACUCCACUUAAACAUGGCUGAGCUACUUCUCAGAUCUAAAAGACAGCAAUGCUCACUACAGUACCACUGUGCUGCCCACCCAAAAACUAGCAUUCUCAAAUAGGUACAUUUUCCCUAAAAUAUGAGGUGCUAAUUUUGAAAUUUGUGGAUGUUUGCGUUCCCAUAGAUUUUAGCUAUGUUUUCAGAAGUAACACUAUGACAAUGGAAAAGGAGCCGCAUCUUCGGUACACCGUGCAAAAUGGGUUGCUAGAACAUAUUUUUUAAUGCUGUAAAGAGAUUUGAACAUAUUGCAUUGUGUGAAUUCAUAGAUAUUGGUAAGUGGUUAAAUGACAUCAAAUUGGUCACCAUUUAAGGCCCAUUCACUCAUAAAGUGUUAUUGUAGCAUUUUAGUUCGAGACUCGUACCUUCCGAAACAGCUUGUAAAGUCAGUCAUUUUCCAACCUACUUUGUCUUGGAACAGGGUUGUGUUGGGGGUGCUGGAACCUAUCCCAACCAGCAUAGGGCACAAGGCAGGAACAAACCCUGGAAAAUGCACCAGUCCAUCACCGGGCGAACACACAGAGACCCCAACCACAAACGAGGGCCAAUUUAGUAUCAAUAAUUCUUUUAAUAAUUCUUUGCAUUUAUAUAGCGCUUUACUCACUACUCAAAACGCUCAGCAGUUGCAUGUUAAGGGCGUCGCUCAAGGGUUAAACAGAGCAGAGUCCCUUUUGGCAUUUGCGGGAUUCGAACCGGUAACCUUCCGAUGUGCAGAUCCCUAGCCUCAGAGCCACCACUCUGCCUACC
Polypterus senegalus (gray bichir) is the source of this 3885-nucleotide messenger RNA. Its product is annotated as zinc finger protein with KRAB and SCAN domains 3-like. Lineage: Eukaryota; Metazoa; Chordata; Cladistia; Polypteriformes; Polypteridae. Gene Ontology annotation, molecular function: DNA-binding transcription factor activity, RNA polymerase II-specific; RNA polymerase II cis-regulatory region sequence-specific DNA binding. Gene Ontology annotation, biological process: regulation of transcription by RNA polymerase II. The transcript is spliced from 3 exons. The record is from RefSeq and is a predicted model, not a curated record. Bases 360 to 2138 code for a protein of 592 amino acids.